UUGACAAAAUUUAAUCUAACAGUAUUUUAGUUACUACAUUUUAAAGACGUAAACACAGUAUAAAGUAUUACUAUCUGCUCAAUUUAUUUUACCUAUCAAUUACGUCAAUGAAGAAAUAAGUAUCGUGCUGAAAGAAUAACUAGUAAUGAGACUUCAAAAAUCGAUUUUCUUCUAGGUGUGAUAUUAUUGUUCAUUGUGCAAGAAUGAAACUCGUAAUCGGGUCCGUGCCUCUUUUAUUUUAUUUCGUUAAAUCAUGUCGAGCAUCAGGAGCAGAUAUUGCGCUCGAUGCGAAAGCUACUCUUUUACAUCGUAUAGACAGUCUUAACUUGUUAAUUUACACCUGUCUCCUAACGUUAACAGUUUUAACUAUAUGGGUAUUUAAGCAUCGUCGUGUAAGCUGGCUUCACGAAACUGGUCUGGCGGUAAUAUAUGGUCUUAUAGUAGGAGCAAUCAUUAGAUAUGCAGGGAGUACGAAUCAAGUCACAUACCUUGAUGCCCACCCGGAGCCCAACGCCAAGUAUAACUUGUCUGUACCACCGGAUAUUGUGCGCUUCCACUUCCCUGACAAAAUCCAAAUAUCCUCAGGAGAAAUACCUGUACCAAAUAAGACAUAUGCAUACAGUUUCCGAGGUGAGAUAGUGAAUUUGGAACAAAAUGAAAUCGACCUAAAGGCAACAUUCGACCCUGAGAUCUUUUUCAAUAUUAUUCUACCACCCAUAAUAUUUCAUGCUGGUUAUUGUCUUAAAAGGAAAUACUUUUUCCGAAACUUAGGUGCAAUAUUGACAUUUGCCAUGGUUGGCACAGCUCUCUCCGCUCUAGUCAUUGGUUCCUUAAUGUAUGGUUGUGUGCAACUGAUGCCGGCGUCUCUCGCAGCCAGCUUCACAUUCCUGGAUACGCUAUAUUUUGGUGCAUUGAUUUCACCCACCGAUCCACUAACUGUGCUUGCUAUAUUUUCACAACUCAAGGUGGAUGUCAAUCUGUAUGCAAUGAUAUUCGGCGAGAGUGUCCUCAAUGAUGCAGUCGCACUUGUACUCAGCGGUGCCAUACAGAACUAUGAAAAGAGGUACUCGACUGAUGGUGGAUUUGAAAUAACGGCAUUCCUAGCAGCAAUCGGAGACUUUAUCGGAAUAUUCAGUCUUUCUCUCCUCGUCGGCGCUUUCAUAGGCUGUCUGACUGCAUUGAUGACCAAGUUCACGCACGUCCGUGAUUGGCCGCUGCUGGAGUCCGCGUUGUUCGUGCUCAUGUCGUAUGCCGCAUUCCUCAUAGCAGAAGUUUGCGAAUUAACGGGUGUCGUUGCGGUGUUAUUCUGCGGUAUAUGUCAAGCGCAUUACACGUACAAUAAUCUUUCGUCGGACUCUCGGAACAGAACCAAGCAAUUGUUCGAGCUGCUCAACUUCCUCGCCGAGAACUUCAUAUUCACAUACAUUGGUGUAUCGAUGUUCACUUUUCCGAAGCAUCACUUCGAUCCGUGGUUCAUAAUUGCUGGCUUCCUCACUUCGACUCUCGGUCGUGCGGUAAACAUCUACCCGCUGUCGUUUCUACUAAAUCUAGGAAGGAAACCACCGAUCCCCAUGAACUUCCAACAUAUGCUUUUCUUCUCGGGUCUGCGCGGCGCGAUGUCGUUCGCGCUGGCCAUCCGCAACACGGUGUCGGAGGCGCGGCAGGCCAUGCUGACCACCACGUCGCUCAUCGUGAUCGCCACGGUCGUGCUGCAGGGCGGCGCCGCCUCGCACGCGCUCGCCUACCUGCGCAUCCCCACCGGUCAAGGUCAAAACGACGAAAGCGAAGCCCUGCCCUACCGCGACGUGAGAAGUCUCUACCAGGCCACGGACACAGGCAGACCGCCAGCUGAUUUAAGUUACGGCCUCCAAAACAUGGACUCCACUAAUUCACCCAGUAGCGACAGGGCAUCUAACGGCCGCAUGGUAGUUAAGUGGGGCAAAGACGAAAAUGGAGUGAUUAUGCCUUGGCAACUAAACUCUUACGAAGAUACUCCACAUAGCGGGGAAGGCGGGGGGGAGAAGGCCAGACUCGCACGUCUCUGGGGCGCGGUCGACUCAAAGUUACUCAAGCCUUUGUUGACACAUGCGCGGCCACCACUGACGGAGACGCUUCCAGCUUUUCUGAGACCGCUGGCCAGGCUCUUAACAACCACAAGGCAAUACACGCAAGGGGAUAACAGCCUCAGAAGAACCGACUCAGAUUCUGACCUAUGUAUUGAUGAACCUCAGCCUGUUCCGACAAGUAUUGACCCUCAGCUAUCUUAUAACAUACGGAAUGGAUAUGGAAAUGUAUAAGCGUUGUAGCAUUAGUGAUCGUCGGCUGUGAUUUAAGGUCUAGAAUUGUAGAUGUACAUAGACUACAUCGUAUUUUGAUUUUUUUAAUAGGAAAAUUUUGUUUUUUUUAUUAUUGCACGCAGCAACUUUGGCCCGGACUUGUGGAUACAAGAAUCUCAGUAGAAGGUAUCACCGGCAGUAACAUAUAAUAUUAAGUAGUUAAAAAAUUCUAACGCUCUUUGUGCCACGAUCUCCUAAUGAAAUGUCUUAAUGAUUAACGAAUGAUGCGAUGACGUCAGAUUGUAUAAUGUAUUUUGCUGUUCUCGGAUUGAUGUAGCUACAAUGUUAAGGGGUCCGCGUUAAGACUAGUGUAAGUAGCGGCCACGCCUACCCUUAGUAUUUAAAGCUUUUGUAAUUUUUUUUUUUGUAUUCUUAGUUGGUCAUACGUACAAGUUGCAAUCCUGUAACUUUGCACCAAAUCUAACAUGUAUAUUAAAAUAUAUACCUAUCCACCCCACCAAACUGCAAUCGUGUAAAACUUCUCACUUAAUAUUUUUAUGGUGUUUAAAAUCAAACCAAAAUUAGUGUAAACAAAUAUUUCUUAGUUAUUAGUAUUUCGCUUUUCAUGUACCUUAAUUAAAAUAUCUGUAAAACUUCAUCCGUAGUAUAUGUGCUUGUUUGUGAUUUAUACAUUUAAUGUCUAAUUAUAACGCAAUGUGCUAGUUUGAUUCACAAAAUUUAGCUUCGUAAUUCAAAGUAUGAAAUUUAUCUUGAUAUGAAAUAUUAUAUAUAGUUUGUCUUGUAAAAUAAAUAAACACAUAAAUAUCUUUUCUUACUUAAAUGUGAUGGUAACAAUAUUAUGUGCUACCUCCAUUAGAAUAAAGUUUUAAAAAACAUGAGGUGUAUAAAUAUAUUUUUUUAUUUAAAAUUCAACAAUAUUUGUAACAAUAUAUGCAAAUAUAUAAUUCUUUCAUAACCAUCAUAUAAAAAAAUAUUUUCUCAAAGCUAUAUUUAUACUUACUAUAUUUAUUUAGCUAUCGUCUAGUCUUUUAAAUAUAUUUCUUUAAAUGAUUUUUUUAAACAUUCAAUAACUUUAAUAAAUUGGCUCUCCAUAAAAUGGGUCUUCAUAAGUUGCUAUUAAAUGGUUGUAAAAUAGUAUUCGAAUUUAUUUUGUUAACAUUAAAUUAUUUUGUAAAUAAUAUCGGAAAUUUAUAAUUGGUCUGCGAACCUGUUAGGAAGACUAUAAACACUUUUCAUUUUAAAUGCAACAUUCGAUAUGUAAUUUUUCCUAGAUAUAAGAGUUUGUAAAACACAAUCAUUGUGUUAUUUAGCUAAUUGCUUACGAUUCUUUUAUAUCCUCUAGAGAUGUAUUACACCGAAUUUUAAAUGGAACAAAGUGAUUCUUAUAUAUUACAUGUAAUAAAAUUUGAUUCUGAACAA
Molecule: messenger RNA, 3716 nt
Organism: Nymphalis io (European peacock)
Lineage: Eukaryota; Metazoa; Arthropoda; Insecta; Lepidoptera; Nymphalidae
Gene: Nhe3
Product: sodium/hydrogen exchanger 6
Exons: 17
Coding region: 204-2297 (697 amino acids)
Biological process (GO): sodium ion transport; regulation of pH; proton transmembrane transport
Cellular component (GO): membrane; recycling endosome
Molecular function (GO): sodium:proton antiporter activity
Source: RefSeq, a predicted model, not a curated record